GAUUGAUGACAGUUCGACUUAAAUUAGUAUAUCAAUGAAUUAAACAUUUUGUUUAUAAUUCUGUAACUAUAUUAUCUCAAUCAAAUAUAGUGUUAUACGAUACAACAGUGAGAAAUGCGAAAACAAAUAUAACAAUAUAGGCAAAGGCGAUCUAUGUUUUUGCAUACCUAAUAUUAAAAGAUUGUAACUACCUGUUGCUUAUUAUACAAUGAAUGUGAAUCCUAAAUAGUGUGGGUGUGAUGUGUUACUAACUUCUACUGUUGGAUAUAACAUGAAAAGAUAAUAAAUCGCUAUCAUGUUUUUUGUUGACUCUACAGCGCAGUAAUACUAAAAAUACAAGAAGAAGAGCACAUAUUUUUGGUCAAAAUAUUCAGAAGGUCUCGUAUGUUUUGUAUGUAAACAAAUCGAUGCAAUCUGAACAUAGCGAUUAACAAUAGUUCGAUUAGGAGUGAGAAUAUGAAUCGAAUGGCAGUCUGCAAAGAAGUUAUGGAAAUAGUACUAUCUGAUGAGCGACAAGAUGUUCAGAAAAAAACAUUUACGAAAUGGAUCAACGGUUACCUUUCUAAAUCAAACAUACAUCCAAUACAAGACUUAUUCGAGGACUUGCGGGAUGGACAUAAGCUUCUUUCACUUUUGGAGGUUCUGACCAAUAAGUCAUACAAACGUGAAAAGGGUUCUAUGCGAGUACACCAGAUUAACAACUUAAACAAAGCUCUCGCCGUUUUACAAGAAUGUGGAGUGAAAUUAGUCAACAUAUCGAGUGAUGAUAUCAAUUCCGGAAACCCAAAACUGACGCUAGGUUUAAUAUGGCUUAUUGCCCUAAGUUUUGACGGAGAAAAAAUAGUCAGUUCUCAGGCAGUUAAUGGCAUAGAGAAAUCGUUGCAAAAUUGGACGCGACAGUUCAUAGCGAAAUACAACAUUAAGAUUGACGACUUUUCUCUGAGUUGGGCUGACGGAUUAGCUUUCCUAGCAAUACUUCAUGAAGCAAGCAGUGGAUUUGAUUGGCAGGAAGCUGUGAAAAAACAUCCAAUCGCAAGACUACGUUUUGCGUUUGAUUUGGCCUUCAACCAUCUAGGCAUAGAAAAGCUUUUAGACCCAGAAGAUGUAAACACCAGUAAACCAGACAAAAAAUCUAUCCUUAUGUACGUGAUGUGCUUAUACAAUGCAAUUGUUGCCAAGAAAAAUCCAGCUCUAAAUAGUUUCAAAGAAAAAGCAGCGUUUUCGGAAAGUAUGGAAGAGAUACAAUUACUAUGCGAGAAUGAAUUUGACGAAAUAACCAAUGAUGAAAACAAGAAUUACAAUUUUGAACAAGAUAUAUCGGUAAUGUCGACAUACAAUGAAAAGAAAAUUCAUGAAGAAUAUUUGACGAACCAACAGAAAAUUUCUUUCACCCAAUCGUUUGAUGGAAUGAAAAAUUUUAACAAAAGUCACGAGGAAAAUAAUUUAUACCAUAGCAGACAUAUUCUGUCGAAAGCAGCGCAAGCAGAUAAUAACAGUUCUAAUUUCAGGCCAACUAGUGAUGAUGUUGCAUUUAAUAAAUUAGAUUCUUUUUAUUGGGAACCGAAAUCAUCUCGGCCUAUUUCUAGUGCAACUGACUUUUCAACAGAAUUUAGUGGAUAUCAAGCAACUGUUGAAGAAGUUCUAACCAUGUUACUGGAAGCAGAGGAAACAUUUUCCAACGAAAUACCGGAAACUGAAGACCUGAACACUGCAAAGAAGCAGUUUCACGACCACGAAGAAUUCAUGGCUAAACUUUCGGAAUAUCAAACAUUUGUUUGUAGAGCUCUUGAUGAAGGUUCCAGAUUGAUUAGUGAGUCUCAAACUAUUCCAGGAACACAUGAUUUGGAUUUAGAAGGUCAAAAUGAAAUCAAACAACAACUUUUUCUCUUGAAUGAGCGAUGGGAAAUACUACGCAUGAAUGCACUCGAUCGGCAGGCUCUAAUCCAUAAGAGAUUGGCUAUGUUACAGAUGGAUAAAAUUGAUAAAUUGAAAAAAAGUUUAACGGUUAUGGAGGAUAGAAUUUCUCGAAUGAAUUAUAUUGGACCAACCCCAGCCGAUCUCAAAGUUCAACUUGAAGAGCAAGAGAAACUAGAAAAUGACAUGGUGGUACCUAAAGAACUUGUUGAUAGUCUUAACAAUUUAGUCAUUAUUGUUAAUUCCGACAGUUUUUGCGAAGUAGAAGACAAACUCUCUGCUCUUGAGGAACGUUGGUCGCACCUAGCAAUAUGUAUAACCAGCAGAUCGGAGAAACUACAAAGUUUAGCACGUCGGUGGAGAAAACUUUCCGAACAAUAUCGUAUCAUUUGCCGUUGGAUUGAAUCACGCGAGCGAGAUUUGAAAUCUAUGGAGGCGGAUGAAUCUGUGGAGGUCGCCACAUUACUGAGUAGAAUCAAAUGUUUGGAAUAUUGCAAACAAGAUAUGAAGGUGCUCAGUAUCUGUUUGCAUGAAUUGGAAAGCUCAGCUCAAAGGCUAAGCGAUGAGGGAUAUUCUCCUUUGAAUGUUCUCUCCAGGAUAGAAAAUCUUACGGAUAUGCGAGAUGCGCUUGAUCAAAUAAUAGAAGCACAAGAAGCUCGUUUGGGAGACAUGGGUUUCCAAAUAUAUGAUGAUAGACAUAAAUCAGAUCUUAUGAAACCCGAUACCUGGGAGGAUUUUCAAAUUCAAAUAAACGAACAAACUUUUUACAACAUUAAUAAAUUUAAGGUUGAUGAUAUUGCAUCAUUCGAUUAUCCACAUUCCAAUACAGAGAAGGCACAGGAUUUUUUGAAACAAUUUCAAGAGUUAAUCAGUGGUUUGAAAAGCACUUUGGAUGAUAGUUUUAGUACUAUUGAUCAGUAUGACAGGAUGGAAUCAAAUCAGAAAUUACUAUUGAUCGAAAAGCUACAAAGAAUACUAGAAACACAGAAGAAAGACUAUAUGAAAGCUCAGAAUAUGUUGGACGGCUGUAUUUCUUUAUCAGAAAUUAAAACAGAUUCCGAAGCACGAUCUCUUUCCGACAUUGGCAUUCUCAUGGAUGCAUUCGAAAAAGAAGUGAAAGCCUUAGCAGAUAAAGAAAAAAUCAACACUUGUCUUCUUGAGUUUAAACUAGCUCUGGCGAAUACAAAGGAAUGGUACCUACGAAACGCGAACUGUGCUUCUGCUGAUGAUCUUGAGGACCGAUUAUCCAGCAUGACCUCGUUUGAUGCUAAUAUAGAAAUGUAUUUGAAAAUUAUAACUGAUAGUGAGAGGAAAAACUAUAACUCGUUAAAACAGGAUUUCAAUCAAUUUUCAGAAAACUGGAAUGACGUUAAACGAUCUCUUUAUCGUUUGAUGAAGGAUAAGCAACUCCAUAUGAGUGAGAAUAUACAGCGAGUGCAACAAUUAGUUGCACAGAUAGAACACGUACCUAUAAUUUAUUCCGAUAUCAAAAGCAUGCAAAUUAAUUUGGAGAAAAUUCAUUCCUUCAAAACUAUGUACAACGAACUGCUUGAACAAGGUUGCGAGGAAGAAAUCGCGAAAAUGAAUAAUGAGAAUGAAGUAGCAAAUAUGUUGUUUCAAUGGUCUAAUAUACCUAAACUGUUGAAUGAAAAUAUUAUAAAACAAAACAUCGCCAUUGAAAGUUUGAAUCACUUUGACACUGAGCACGAUGAAAUUGUCGUAUUUCUGAGUCACAUUGAACAAAGCUUGAAAAAUGAUGUGUUCAUAUUAGGAGAAAUCAAAGCAUUACAGAUGAGAUCCGUUGAAUAUGAACAGUAUGCUGCUCUCAUAAAAAAGACGGACAUUGAUAUUAGAAGUAUCAAGAACUUCUCCGAAAUAAUUGCUGAGAAUAGCGGGAAAUAUUCAACAGAUAAUCUGGCAUUGAAGGUUCAGCAACUUAGAGACCGCCACUCAACAGUUAAUGCUUUAUAUUUAGAUAAUUUGCAAAAAUUGAACGAAUCCAAGAAUGCAACAGAAAAUAUACUCAAGAGAGUCCACGAAACCGAACUUUGGUUGAAUAAUUUAGAAAUGAACACGCCGAACAAACUAAAUUCAGAAAUUGUAAAUUUGAAUGAACUCUACCAAAUAAAAUCCAAGUUUCAAACGUUGAAAGAAACGUGCGAUCAACAAACGCGUAAAUUCCGUGAGCUGAACGAAAUGGGCAAUGAGAUAUUGUUGCAGAUAGAUGAAAUGAUUCAAGCAAAGGCUGGGACCAACGUUUCUUACUUAGCCAUGAAAUUUACCAAAUUGAAUGCGCGCUGGAGUGAUGUGACUUCAUUGGUAUACACAAGAACGGCUCUAUUAGAAUAUGUAUCUAGUCAAAUGGGAGAGUUUAAAACGCUGAUUGUAGCCGAAACUGGUUACUUAGAUAAAUUAGAAAAAUUAUUAAGAAAAAGUCCGGAAAGUGCUGCCGACGCAGAAGAAAUUUCAGAGGAAUUGGAUGAUAUCGAGAAUUACAUCCGCAAUCAUCCGCAAGCUCGUUAUGACAAGAUAAUCACAAUUGGAAAAGAACUGUGCAACUUAGACAUUAUGGUUACUCAGGUUAAAGAAGAUUUACGUAAUAUUAGUGAAAGAUGGGAGUGUCUGCAAGCACAGGCGAAACAACGUACUAUAAAACUUGAGCAGGCUGUCAAAGAAGCGCAGACCUCCGAAGGUCAAGUAUCGAGUUUGCAGCAAUGGUUAUUCCGUAUGAAUGAAAUCUUUAACGAUUUAACUGGGGAUGAUACAUCUUCUGAAGAUGUGUCAAAUGAUUUUCAGAAGCUUCAAGAAGAAUUUGAUCGUCACGAGAUUGUUCUUACGGAGAUGUUGAAAAAAGUAGAUCAUUAUAAAAAGGAAGGCAAAUUGGAAGCCGCCAAUCGCUACCAGGAUCAGGUUAAAUUACUUCACGAUCAGUUCUCAACAUUGCGCAGCAAGCUACUCCAGAUGUCAUCUUUGCAAUUCACUUUCGAAACCAAAUUGAAUCAGGCCCUUGUGGAGCUUCGUGACGUGGAAAAAAGUACAACUGUUCUUGAUACAGUAUCGGCUAGUCCGGCGCAACUACAUGAUCAAUUCCAACAUUGCUUGAAAAUGUACAAAAUUUUAUCCGAGAUGAAGGGCGGAAUAGAAAACGUUAUUCGGACAGGGCGUAAAGUGUGUGAAGAUAAAACCACAAAAAAUUCAAUGAAACUAGGUCAGCGGAUUGAUUCGCUGAAAUACUUGUAUAACUCACUCGGCGAGACCGUGACACAGUCGAAGAAAAAACUAGAAAAUAUACUUGAAGUAUUACACGCUUUGGAAGAAAAUUUAUCUGCUGUAGAGCAUUGGACCAGUGUCAAUGCUGAAACGUUGCAACUUCGAGACGAUGAUGAACAUAUAAUGAUUGAAAAAAUUAAUCGAUGUAAUCGUUUACAUGGGGAAUAUGAAAAACAUUAUGAUUCAUCAUAUGUGAGAGAUUUUAAGAAAAGAAUCGUUGCCGCCGAGAAGCAGCUAAAAUAUAUUCACAAUAAAAACAUUACAGUGAGACUGAAUAGUAUGAAGAACACUUUGAAUAAUAUGAACGCUGCUAAUAUUGAAGUAUUGAGAGCUAUAGAGGAAAAUCUGGACAAGAUUUCUACUUCUGGUGAAGCAGAAGGAGAUGUAUUAUUAGUGAAAAUAUGCAAAAUUAUGAAGGAGGAGGCAAAUCGAAUUAACGAUAUGGAAACGGAUCAACCAACAUCCGGCAGCCAAGUCAUCGAAAUAAUGAAAGAGUUAGAGAAGGUUGCAACAACGAUGUCACCGUAUUGUGAUUCAGUUUUGAAUACGUUACCAGGAUCGAAUCAAGCCAGCUUCAGCACUAAACAGAACACACAAUUCAAGGACAAAGACAACUUAGAUGUGCAUUCUGAACAUGGAUCCACCGCGUAUGUGCCUGGAACAUUUACCGCAAAAUCCCGUUCUAAAUCCGUUGCUGCCACAUUAACAAACAGCUUUGAUCGUUCGUUCACCCAAAUCAUUGAUUGGGUGGAAACAGAACAAGGUAUACUAAAGAAAUAUUGUGUUAUUCUGGGCGAUAGUGAUAUGAUAUUGAACGCAAUAGAUAAACAAAAGACUUUGUUAAAUGAUUUGGAACUCAAAAAACCGCAUUACGAAGAACUGAUUGCUACAGCGGAACGCAUAAAAACAGAUAAUAAUGAACAUUAUUUGCACACUAAAGUUUCUCGAAUGCGCGAGCAAUGGGAUGAUACAACGCAGUCAGUAUUACAACGCAAGUCACAACUGACUGCAAUGCUGGGUGAUUCUCAGAGAUACGAGGCAAAAAGGCUGGAAAUCGAGACGUGGCUAGCUCGUAUGGAAACCCGAUCCGAAUGCAUGGGAAUAGUAGCUGCUACUGCAGAUAUCUUAGAAAUUCAACAAAAAGAGCAGAAAUCAUUCCAUGCUGAACUUCAUCAAUAUAAACAUCACAUUGAAUUAUUCAAUCAGCUAACACAGAAGUUGAUUGCAGUAUAUCCGUCAGAUGAUACAUCUCGUAUAAAACGGAUGACAGAAUCUGUCAAUUUGAGAUACAACAGUUUGAAUAAUAUGGUGAUAUCGAGAGGAAAAAUGUUACAUGCUGCCGUUCAUUCUCUACAGUCAUUCGAUCGAACCUUAGAUCAAUUUCUGGGUUGGCUGAGCGAAGCGGAAUCCAUGUGUGAAAAUACUGAAUCUGAGAUUGAUAGAAAUCCCCAUGCGUAUAAGGACCUGCAAUCGGAGAUAGAAUCACACCGUGUUGUUUAUGAUCGUUUGGAUAAUACUGGUAGAAAACUUUUGGGAUCACUCACAUCUCAAGAAGAUGCUGUUAUGCUACAAAGUCGGUUGGACGAGAUGAAUCAAAGAUGGAAUCACUUGAAGUCCAAAAGUGUCGCAAUAAGAAAUCGCUUAGAAUCUAACUCUGAACAUUGGACAGCAUUACUUUUAUCCAUAAGAGAGUUGACGGAAUGGGUGAUUCGAAAGGACACGGAAUUAACUUCUUUGGGUUUGGGGCCACUGAAGGGUGAUGAUAACAGUUUGAAGAAACAAAUGGACGAUCAUCGCGCUUUUCGUCGACAGUUGGAAGAUAAACGACCAGUCGUAGAAAGCAACUUACAAAGUGCUCGACAAUAUGUAUCAAACGAGCCACAAUUAUCGGACACCAGUGAUUCGGAAGGUAUAUUUUCAAUUUAUACAGCCAUUGACAGUGAAACUCGAUACAUGUCAGCAGACGAACAAAAUAAGGAAUUGACUCGAAGUAUACGACGUGAAGUAAACAAACUAUCCGAGCAGUGGGGUCACUUGAUUGAUCGCUCAGAUAAUUGGAAUCAUCAGUUAGAGGAGUUUGUGACGAAAAUGAGACAGUUUCAAAAAGUAUUGGAAGACUUGAGCUCGCGGGUUGCCUCAGCUGAAACUUUGAUCAAGUCUUGGGUAGUUUCUGGUCCCAUAACCAAUGCAGCAGAGCAGAUGCAACAUUUGCAGCGUUUGCAAGACAAAAUGACAACUGCUACUGCACUACUAGACGACUGCAAUGAACAACAAACAUUCUUCACUACAAAUCAUGUGCUGGUUCCUAACCAAUGUCUUGCUAAACUGGAAGAUUUGAACACCAGAAUGAAAUUACUCAACAUAGCCAUGGAUGAGAGACGAAAAACACUUGAUCGGUCUAAUGCUGUUGAUUCAGAAGGUAAUAAAUCGAUUCAAUCAAUUGGAACUGGCACAGUAGACUUAUCAAAAAGUGUAAGACCGCCAUGGGAAAGAGCAACAACACCUGCGAAUGUGCCUUAUUAUAUAAAUCAUGAGCGAGAGAAUACACAUUGGGACCAUCCGGAAAUGAUAGAACUGAUGAAAUCGCUAGCUGAUUUGAACGAAGUACGUUUUUCUGCUUAUAGAACUGCUUUGAAGCUACGUACGGUGCAAAGAAAAUUAGCAUUCGAUCAGUUAUCGAUGAAUCAUGCUAUAGAAUCAUUUGAUUGUCACGGUUUGCGAGCUCAGAACGAUAAGUUAAUAGACAUAACAGAUAUGACAACGGUUUUGCAUUCGCUGUAUACUUUCAUCGAACCGAUUAAUAUUCCGUUGAUGCUCGAUAUGGCGAUUAAUUGGAUUCUAAAUGUAUAUGAUUCUCAAAGGACCGGUCAGAUACGUGUUCUUAGUUUCAAAGUUGGUCUGAUAUUGCUUUGCAAGGGGCAUUUGGAUGAAAAAUAUCGCUACUUGUUUAGAUUGAUUGCUGAUUUAGAGAAAAAAGUAGAUCAAAGAAAAUUAGGAUUGCUUUUGCAUGAUUGCAUACAAGUACCCAGGCAAUUGGGAGAGGUAGCGGCAUUUGGAGGAUCGAAUAUUGAGCCCUCUGUGCGGUCUUGCUUCGAGCGAGCCGGUGUGAACCAAAAUAACGAACAGAUAGACACUGCAAUUGAAGCUCAGCAUUUUCUCAACUGGCUUCAACAUGAGCCACAAAGCUUAGUAUGGCUUCCGGUACUGCAUCGUUUAGUGGCAUCUGAAUCAGCAAAACAUCAGGCGAAGUGUAAUAUUUGCAAAGAAUAUCCAAUUGUUGGUUUCCGUUACCGAUGUUUGAAGUGUUUUAACUUUGAUAUGUGCCAACAUUGCUUCUUUCUUGGUCGAAAUGCGAAAAAUCACAAAUUAUCGCAUCCAAUGCAUGAAUACUGCACAACGACAACUUCCACUGAAGACGUGCGUGACUUCACUCGAGCCUUACGUAAUAAGUUCAAAAGUAGGCGAUAUUUUAAGAAGCAUCCACGUGUUGGUUAUCUUCCUGUACAAAGCGUACUGGAGGGAGACGCUCUCGAGAGUCCAGCCCCAAGUCCACAACAUGGAUCACACACAUUACAAAAUGACAUGCAUUCAAGAUUAGAGAUGUAUGCGACACGUUUAGCUCAGGUUGAGUACGGAACACGCAGCAAUUCGACACCAGACAGCGACGAAGAGCAUCAAUUAAUAGCACAGUAUUGCCAAUCGCUGCCUGAUAAUGGUGGUCCGAAAUCUCCUGUACAAGUGAUGGCAGCUAUGGACGCAGAACAACGUGAAGAACUGGAAGCGAUGAUAAAAGAUUUAGAAGAAGAGAAUGUUUCGCUGCAGGCUGAAUAUGAACGACUUAAAGCUAAACAAACUCCUAUCACGACACCCGAUGAAAUACAUAGUUCACAUACAACAUCUUCCGGUGGAAAUGAUAUGAUGGCUGAAGCUAAAUUACUACGUCAGCACAAGGGAAGGUUGGAGGCUAGAAUGCAAAUUUUAGAAGAUCAUAAUAGACAAUUGGAGGCACAGCUGCAACGAUUGCGACAGUUGUUAGAUGAGCCAAACUCAUCUAAAGUAUCGACAUUGCAGACGAGAGCUGUUACUGCAUCUCAGUUAAAUACAGAAUCACCUGCAAAACUUCAACAAAAUGGCCAUUUUGAUCAAAAUAUAGGUACAGAAAAUGGGUCCAUCAACAACACAACAUGUCCCGUAUAUAGUGUAACUAGUAGUUCUAUUGGUGGUGGUGGUGGUGGUAACAAACAUAACAGUCACCAGUCUUUGGUUGCUUGCAGUAAAAAUACGACGGCAGGUGGAAGCAGCUUGACUACGGUGGAUGCGAGGCCGUCGCCUCCUCAUACGAGCUUAUUGCAUAUGGCCGGACGUAUGUAAUAUACAUUGAGACAUAAGUAUGUCUAAUCAAUAUCCGGUGAUUUGAAUAAAGCAGUCGAAGAACUUGUAAGCGUUAUAACCGACCAAGAAACUCACAGAAGUUGCAACGGCAUAAUGGAUAAGUAAUGAUUUUCAUUGAACUGAUGACUGUAGCGCAUUUAUCAUUUCUCCAUGGAUUGUAAUGUUUAGAGCGAACAUUACAAGAAUAACUAGAUAUCAAAUGAAAUUUCCGGGAUAUAUCUUCCUUAGUUAAUAUGAAAACAAUAAACCUAACUAGUAACUUUGGAACAACAGACCACUAAACGUAAAUUUUAAGAAUAACUUGAUGUAGCAUCAAUCAUCGACGACGUAUUUUUUACAAAUAUUGAAUAACGUUAUAUAAUCAUGCAAUUCUUACUUAUAUUUUAUGUCUAAAAUACGCCCAUGAUUAUUUAUAAUAAAACGAAACGAAACUCAUAUCAACUGAAAAAUAAGAAAUAUACACAAUGUAUUGAGUCUAGAUUACUCCAUAAUACUGUAUUUGAAUCAGUCAGACACAUAUCGGCAUAAACUAAAAAAAACAAGUCACAAAACACUUAAAAAAUAUUGGAAAAAGUAUAUACAUGAUUUACAACCAGAAGCUUGUUAAAUUUGUGUUUGAAACAGUAAACAAUACACAAUCAAGAUCAAAUAUCAAUUAAACGUCAUUACUUAAUUUGCUAUUUACUAUAAUAAACAUCUGUAUAUAUUUUACAGAAGGCCCUGGUAGGCUUGAAAUAAUGCAACUAGUAAUUACAUUGUUCCGAAGGUCCCAUUUCGU
This is a messenger RNA of Toxorhynchites rutilus septentrionalis, 10354 nucleotides long. Its product is annotated as dystrophin, isoforms A/C/F/G/H. The record is from RefSeq and is a predicted model, not a curated record. The transcript is spliced from 30 exons. Gene Ontology annotation, biological process: synaptic signaling. Gene Ontology annotation, cellular component: plasma membrane. Bases 457 to 9555 code for a protein of 3032 amino acids. NCBI's taxonomy places the organism in Eukaryota, Metazoa, Arthropoda, Insecta, Diptera, Culicidae. Gene Ontology annotation, molecular function: zinc ion binding; protein binding.